GCUAAGGCGACACCUAUGGUGGAAUGCAGACAGAUCGAUUCUUGGCGUGAAGGCUAGGGUUUGGAACUCUAGCCACCGACUUUGUAAUCUGACGAUACAUCGAUGGGGGAUAAGCUAGCAGAGGUGACAACAAGUCCGAGCUAGGAUUUUGAGCCUAGCCUCGCCCAUGGAGGAUACCAGUGCAGUACUUACAAGACAGAUUCAAAAAAGAGGUAACACUUCUUUUUUUUAUAUGCUAAGUUCUUUUUAUAUAAAAACUCAUUGGAUCUUCAGAAAUUAGAGACCGAUGGUGAUUCAUUGAGGGUUUCUGAAAGCCAGUUUGAUGCACUACUCAUAUUUCAUUCUAAUGUGAGUGAGUCUCCCUUAACUUUUGUUUGAAUUUCUUAAUAUAUUUGAUAAUAUUUGGGAAUUGGUUUUGAAAUUGAAAUGGUAGAAAAGCAAUGGAGAUGGGAAAACUGCUAAUGGGAAUCUGUUGGUGUGCUGCAACGGUGCAUCAACAAGUAGAGGCCGUAGUGAGUUGAGGCGGUGAAGAAGAAACAGAGGAGACACCUGCUUAGCCACAACCUCUCGAACACAAUAUCUUGCUAAAAAAGGCACAUAUAAAUACUUCAUAAUUCAUUUAAUUUUGAUUUGUCUUUACUUUCUUUUGUUCAACUUUAUCACUGUUGCCAAUGUUAUAUUUGGAUGCUUAAAGUUCAGAGUCGAGCAAUAAGGAUUUGGAUGAUUGUUUGGAGAAAAUGCCCCAAUGAACUUCGCACAAGAUAUUGUUGUUUCUUCCUUUCAAGCACAUACGUCGUUAGUGGUUACUAAGCUAAACCGUGGGUGAUAAAUAAGCUCAAGAAGAUAGCCACCAGUCAUCGAGAAUGAGAUCUAUUCGAGAACUUCUAGGGGAUGGAAACAGGUGGAGGCGAACCAUCUUUUUUAUACUUCAAGGCUAGAAGAGAGCAGAGGCCAACCAUCUUUUUUGGAGUAUAAUCUGAUUAUCUAUUUUUUAGAGGCAUGUGACUUAUUUAGGGCGGCACAAGAUCUUCAUGGGUUAUUGUAGUUGAGUUAAUUCGGAUAACUACUUGAAGUAAAAAAAACUUCUAUUCGUGUGUGUGUCAAGCUAAGUAUCAUAUGACGUUUAAUGGUCUGUUUUUAAAAGGUUAUGAAUUUGGCAAAAGCUUUUUUUGAGCUUGUUGAAGAGUCCAUUGUAGAGACUGGAUACCUAAUUGCAGAGAUUGAUAAAGAGUCCAUUGUAAAGGAUGAUGAUGAGUUGGUGGAGAUUGAUGAGUUCCAUUGCCGAAUGCCUAAUGAAGAGGAAGAGAAGCAUCUUCUUCGAAGAAUAGAUGAGAGGCUACUCUUCGAGCUAGGUCUGAAGUGGAUUGUUUAUAGAUUGAUGGUUAUCCAUUGGGAUCGGGAAGAUAUGAUUGUUGAUGUAGUAGGAGAGUGUCAUGAUGUUAGCACGACACUAGUGGGGAUGUUUUUGUGUGUUAAAGAACAGUUCUGGUAUGACAAGAGGGACGUACAUUCCAUGGAAAUGAGGAUGCGCAAUCUCCCAGUUAGUGGAUUACUUCAUGAAGUGUAUGUCUAUGGAAGAAACGCGCCAAAGAUGGUGGCUUCAUAUGAAGGAGGAAAGGAGAUGUUGUGUCGAGAACAUCUUUACUAUAGCAUGCCAUUCAUCAGUGUGCAUUUUCCAGUGGAAUAUGCUGAUGUCUUGACUCGUGAAGAUGGUAAAUUUAUAAACAGUGUCCGUGGCCCACCGGAUGCUGGUUUAGAAGUCAGACUAGAAGAAUGUGUAAGCGGAACCAACCGAACGAUGAAUCUAAUCAUUUUUGAGAAGUCCUUGAGUGCUGCUAGAGAUGCUAUGGAGACAGUUGUGAAGAAGGUGAGAGAACUGGGAGAUCCUCGGGCCUUGAAAUUGGCUGAUGUUCUGGGAGGCUGGUGGUUUGAGGGACAUGGUUCUGCGUAUUUCUCUGGCAUGUGUCUCACGGACGACGAGAGAGAUGAAGACGAUUACUGGUUUGCCGGCCAGUUGCUUCUCGCUAGAAAGAGGAGUGCUGGGUGGCCGCCAUCCCUUAUGGCCGGAGGAUAAACAUGCCAAAUGCCAUUGCCGUGUCCCCGCACGGUCUAGAUGUUUCUCUGGUGUUUUGGCGUGGUUUCCCUGUCAGACACGGGCUGAUGGCAACUUUAAUCCAGGGAGAUCUUGAAGGUCCUAGCAUGGCUGAGGACAAUGUCUUUGAGGUGGCAUGCAUCCAUUGACGCGAGUGACCCCCCAGAUGACAGAAAAAAGUUACCUUGACGUU
Cuscuta campestris is the source of this 2285-nucleotide messenger RNA. NCBI's taxonomy places the organism in Eukaryota, Viridiplantae, Streptophyta, Magnoliopsida, Solanales, Convolvulaceae. The record is from the annotation of a GenBank genome assembly.